GGCCAGAGUAAACCGACCGCGAAAGUCCAUACCCAAACAAGCAGAAUUGCAGCAGAGAAGCACGAAAUUAACUGAACAGCGAGGUGAACACUGCAUCAGUUCCGACAAUAUUCAGUAAUGCAAAAUUCGUAUCUGAUGCCAAGGAGAAAUCGACCCUGAGGGUAAUAGUUUUUUAUUUUAUUUUAUUGUUGCUAUAACACUGGGUUCUUGAGGUUGUCAAAGUUAUUUAUUCUGAAAUAAGGAGUGCAGUUUUGACAACUCUAGAGGGUACUUAUCCCUUCGAUUCUGAUAACACAUCUCCAAAUUUGAAAGGUAUGAUGCCGAUGACAUGUUUAAGCUCAAUUGUUUCUCCUCUGCCCCUGUCACGAAUAUCUGAGAUGGAUAAAACAAGAGCCCUUCUAUGGGGGAAUAAAUUAUCAACAAUUGCAAUAACCGUCUCACUGAAGAGAAGUUGUACCCACUGCGUGAUUAAGAGAUCCAAAUUUAGCUCAAAAGGUGGUGGUCCCAUGGAGAAGAAAAAAGGGAAGAAGACAACCGGGAAGAAAGAGCAUCACUUGUGGAAAAGUAGAGAUUCAGCUCAGUCUGGCCAAAAGGCCCUCACUCUUGUUAGAAUUGUUUCUAAACUCCCUAAUGAGAAAGAAGCUGUUUAUGGGGCAUUAGACAAAUGGACAGCUUGGGAAACAGAGUUUCCAGUGAUUGCAGCAGCUAAGGCUUUAAAAAUCUUGAGGAAAAGGGGUCAGUGGGUUCGUGUAAUUCAAGUAGCAAAGUGGAUGCUAAGCAAAGGACAAGGAGUAACGAUGGGAACGUUUGACACUCUUCUUCUGGCAUUUGAUAUGGACCAGAGGGUAGAUGAGGCAGAAUCAUUGUGGAAUAUGAUCAUACAUACCCACUUGCGCUCUGUCUCUAAAAGACUGUUUUCUAGGAUGAUAUCGAUAUAUGAUCAUCAUGAUAUGCCGGAUAAGAUCAUAGAGGUAUUUGCAGACAUGGAGGAGUUGCGGGUAAAACCUGAUGAAGAUACGGUCAGGAGAGUGGCAAGAGCCUUUAGAGAACUAGGCGAAGAAGAGAAGCGGAAAUUGGUUAUAAAACGAUAUGGGAUUAAAUGGAAGUACCUUCACUUCAAUCGUGAACGGGUGAGAGUUAGAACCGAAGCAUAUGAUGAUAAUGAAUCAAACAAUUGAAAUGGGUAAAUCAAUCUAUGCCCAUGAGGACAUUACUUGUUGCGUUCUACUGCAGCUGCAUCAGUGGCUCAUCAAUCUGAUGCAUUGCUGUGCAUCCAGGUCCAACAUAGCCACGGAUCAAUCAGAAGUUGUACUACAUUGAGGGAUCGGGGCUCUGCACCCUAAAUUAAAAAAACGACAAUGUUGUAAUGUAUAGAUACUUAGUUAGCUAGGCAUGUAUUCAGAGCAAAACUUGUUGUGAAUAUAUAAGAUUUGAUGUCUACACUCGAAACUAAUUUCUUAGUUCUGCA
This is a messenger RNA of Vigna radiata var. radiata (mung bean), 1468 nucleotides long. RefSeq names its product pentatricopeptide repeat-containing protein At4g18975, chloroplastic. The transcript is spliced from 9 exons. Bases 315 to 1178 code for a protein of 287 amino acids. NCBI's taxonomy places the organism in Eukaryota, Viridiplantae, Streptophyta, Magnoliopsida, Fabales, Fabaceae. Gene Ontology annotation, molecular function: protein binding. The record is from RefSeq and is a predicted model, not a curated record.